Messenger RNA from Acanthocheilonema viteae, 387 nucleotides. The record is from the annotation of a GenBank genome assembly. Lineage: Eukaryota; Metazoa; Nematoda; Chromadorea; Rhabditida; Onchocercidae.
CAACAUUCUGGUUCAUCAACGACGCGUAGGAUGUCAUUGGUGGGUAAACCGUUGGCUUAUAAAAAUUAUAGCACCGAUCAGAGAUUUCGACGAAUUCAAAGUAAGGUGCAUAAUUUUCUGGAACGACCACGUGGUUGGAAAGCCGCUGGUUAUCAUCUUGCUGUGCUUAUAAUGGUAUUAAUGUGUCUCGCGCUAAGUGUCUUCUCAACGAUGCCCGAUUUUGAAGAGCAAGCAACUUUAAUUCUUUACUAUAUUGAGAUUGUAUUUGUAUUUUGGUUAGCAAUGGAAUAUAUAUUUCGAGUUUGGUCAUCCGGUUGUCGUUCACGUUAUCGUGGACUAUCAGGCCGUAUACGUUUCGCUACCUCUGCUUAUUGUAUUAUUGGUUAG